Pocillopora meandrina is the source of this 1044-nucleotide messenger RNA. Lineage: Eukaryota; Metazoa; Cnidaria; Anthozoa; Scleractinia; Pocilloporidae. The record is from the annotation of a GenBank genome assembly.
AUUUUCUUGUUUUGUUUGUUUAUUUUUUACGUAACUAAAGGAAUAGGCUGGAUUUAUCGUUAUCCUGCUCAUUCAUGCAAGAACAUCCGGGACGUUGGAGACUCCAAAGGAGACGGGGAAUACUGGAUCGACCCUGCAAAGAAUGGAAAGCCAUUCAAAGUCUACUGCGACAUGACAACUGAUGGAGGUUUGCUAUCAAGGAGAAAAUAACUUGUGAUUAGUUUGAGUAAAGCUAAAUUUCUUUUUCCUUCUUUUCAUGGAUCAUGGGCUUACAGAAUCGAGGGACCAAAAUAGCCCGAUAUUUCGCCAAAUUGAAACAAAGUGUUCUUUAAUAGACCAAUUUUGAUCUUAAAUAUGGCCAUUUCUAUUGAAUUAGAAAAAGAAAUUUCAUCUUUGUCAUUUUUCGUAUUUAAAAACAGAAAAUAAAAAAAAUGAGAUAGAAAUACAGAAAAAGAUGAACAAUUGAAUAAACCAACGGGAUAAUAGACAAUAUCUCUUUGGUUUUCAGGUGGGUGGCUUCUCAUUUCCAACAUCGUUAAGGGCGCCUUACCUAUUCAACCCUCCCUCUGGGAGUCCUACGAUGGAAUCAGCCUUUACAAGAGAGGGAACAUUGUUCUCAACAGAAGCGCCAUGAAAGAACUCAGAUCGAAUGUGUCUUUCACUCAGCUGCGAUUCUUCUGUAGUAAACAACAGGGAAGUACGUUCCACGUGACCACGGCCGCUAACAGUACUGGUGAAGCUGUUGUCCAGUACUUUAGCGGUCAGACGGAUGCGCGACCGGAUGCCUGUGGCUCGUUUGUGAGGAUGGAAGAUGAUAACUCAGCUAUGUCACAAGUUUGCAAAGAGUGGGGGAGUAACUCUUUCAACAAGUCCACUAACAAAUGGAGUAAAGCUCAAAACUAUGAAAAGCGGCUGUAUCAUCACGUGGUUCGCGUCUGGUUCAAAUAUCAUUGGCUGAUUUCCCAAGAACUUAAGAGAUACGAAUGCGACGAUUUUCAAGACAAUGUUUCCACAGGUGAUUUUUGGAAGAUAUACGUACGUUGA